GCACCUGCUUUUUGCCAAAUCGCCAAUAGACCCAAUAAGUAUAACAAUGGAGGCACCAGAAAAUAUUCAGACAGACAAAAAUACAAGACCAUACCGAUCUCGACUACAGCCAGCCUGCAACUCCUGCCGAAAACGCAAAUCCCGAUGCAAGACCGCGGGCUCCUCAAGCGCAUGUGCUACAUGCCAAUUGCAUGGAACUGAAUGUGUCUACCCUCGGGCGACAGAUGAGAUUUCGCAGCGGAAUCGUACACCGCGAAGGUUGGCCGCCAAGUCAAGGCAGGAUGGUGGUAAGAGCCCGGCGUCAGGACCGACUAGCCAAAUACGGAAGUCUACUUCAAGCUUCAAUUACAAUCCGCAGGUGUUUCAACAAAUCCCGGGUGCAGCUACUCACAUUGCGAAUACAUCAGAAAAUUUACCUGGGGCAACAGAUCAUGAGACUAGACACGAAGACCUGUUCUCCAACUUCAUGGGCAUCGUAGCCGAGACUGGGGAUGAUAGCUCUCACAUAGUCAGUCCAGCAGUUGCAAACGACAACGACAUCCUGGAGAGCUACUUGUCCACCAUCCCAGGUGCUCGUAGAAGAUGUCUGAUUCGACCAAGUUUCGAUUCUGGACGGGCCAUCAAGCCAGUGCUGUUCAACACCGUAUCAAGACGACCGUUGGGUAUGAACACGAAGCAAACCCUAGCGGCGACGAAGUGUGAAUAUAUUGAGAAAUACCUCGAGCCGGGUGUGGAGGAUGUUGUUGACUUGUUCUUCCAAAUUGCAAACAUUUGUUUCCCAAUCUUCGACGAAGCAUCCUUUCGAAACGUCUACCUCACACAUAAAGAAACGAUAUCACCAGCUCUUCUCUGCAACUUAUACGCCAACACUUUAGUCUACUGGGGAAAUUCGCCCAAAUUACGCUCUAUCCGCUCACCCGAUGUCCGUUUCAUCUGGAACCAAGCCAAUGAGGCUCUCAAUUCAGAGCUAUUCCUGUCCCCAGGGAUUUCAACCGUUAUGGCAAUUAUUCUUAAUGUCUGCGGUAGACCAAGUACAUCGAUGUUCGGUAAUGGGGGGAUGAUUGGUACAGCGGUUGCUUUGUGUAAUGCAUUAGGUCUCAAUCGCGACCCUUCGAAUUGGAAUAUAUCACCGCUGGAGAAGAGGUUUCGGAUUCGGAUCUGGUGGUUGGUCAAUGUGCACGAUUCUUGGUGCAGCUUAGCAUACGGAACACCACCCCAAAUCAACCGCGCCCAGCAUGAUGUUCCUUUCCCCAAACUAGAAGACUUCUGUGAUUCAAAUACAACACCAGACCAAAAAGCAGCAUCCUCCAUCUUCAUCACUCUAACGACUCUAACCGACAUCCUAGGCCGCUACCUCGAACACAUCUACCAAGUCUCAAAGAUUAACCACCCAUAUCCACCCGAAAUGCAAUCCGCUACAUACUUUGAGCACAUCCUUAGCAAAUGGGAAGAGUCAUUACCAGAUGAUAUACGGCGGCUGGUACUUCGCGGCACGCACCUGAAUGCACCAGGAGCAGCUAAUUUCCGACUGGCUUAUCUAGCAGUUAAACUCCUCCUUCGACGUAUUCAGCUCGAUCUCGACACUAAAGACGCUGCUGUUCACGUCGAAGAAGACAUAACUACCUCGCCGUUUUAUCUGCAAGCGCAGAGAGCAGCCGAAGAUAUCGUUCAUCUAGUCCAGGAACUAGACGAGUCCCAUUUCCGGGGCUUCUGGAUCCCCGUUAAUGCAUUCUCGCUCACUUCAGCUACGACAUUCCUCCUACGCAGUGGUCUUCGAAUGAGAACCUCAACCUCAACCAGUGGUAAUGCACCACUAAGAAUAGCGAGAGAGAUGACAAGCACACUACAUUCUCAUCGAUUACGUUUUUCAUGGGACAUUGCGGACCAUUGUCUCGCUAGUUGUAGUGAUUUGGCGGAGAAGAUAAGUUCUGUUGAGGCUGGGGGUGAUGGUAUGGGGGAUACGAGUUUUCUGGAUUUUGAAAACCAGGUUGAUAUGGAUUUAUCAGCACUGAAAGAUUUCUUGGAUGGGUUCCCGGGGUUUGUAGAUGGACUUGAGAUGCCGAUGCCUCUUUGAUAUACACAUGCUAGACGAGGGCUAGGUGCGUUUUAUUGGAGCCGCUUUCAGGCAGUCAGGUGUCUGCUGUUUAGGAUAACUAUUGAACGCAGAUUCAGGUAUGGCCAAUGCGUAAAACAAUGAAUUCAUACUAGAACAAAUGGAAAGCCCAAGAGUAUGAGCAUGCAAUUAACCGUCCAUAGACCUUUUCCAAAUUUUUUUU
Molecule: messenger RNA, 2276 nt
Organism: Aspergillus ruber CBS 135680
Lineage: Eukaryota; Fungi; Ascomycota; Eurotiomycetes; Eurotiales; Aspergillaceae
Product: Zn(II)2Cys6 transcription factor
Exons: 3
Coding region: 47-2074 (675 amino acids)
Biological process (GO): DNA-templated transcription
Cellular component (GO): nucleus
Molecular function (GO): DNA-binding transcription factor activity, RNA polymerase II-specific; zinc ion binding; DNA binding
Source: RefSeq, a predicted model, not a curated record